Molecule: messenger RNA, 5890 nt
Organism: Manacus vitellinus (golden-collared manakin)
Lineage: Eukaryota; Metazoa; Chordata; Aves; Passeriformes; Pipridae
Gene: CPS1
Product: carbamoyl-phosphate synthase 1
Exons: 41
Coding region: 266-4909 (1547 amino acids)
Biological process (GO): L-arginine biosynthetic process; L-glutamine metabolic process; 'de novo' pyrimidine nucleobase biosynthetic process
Cellular component (GO): cytoplasm; carbamoyl-phosphate synthase complex
Molecular function (GO): carbamoyl-phosphate synthase (glutamine-hydrolyzing) activity; metal ion binding; ATP binding
Source: RefSeq, a predicted model, not a curated record
UGGUCACCCUGCUGCAUGGGGCACAGCCCCGACAGAGAAUCCUUUUCCUGAGUCAGCCAUCUGGGGAGAGUUUUGAGCUGCAAAUGGGCAUCUUUCACUGAGAAAGGAGCUCCUACACGCUUCUUUUACCAACAAUACCGGUAACCACAGGAGAAAAAAGAAGAAAGUAGGAGCGAGGGGAAGAAAACAACAAAAGAAUUUUGCAAAUCCUUCUGAUCUGGAGCACCAGGCAUAAAGCAACAAGGAAAAUACUGAAUGAUUAGGGAUGCUGUAUAUAAGAAACCCAAGAGGACUGGGUGAUGGGGCAUGUCUGGAUGCUGUUAGUUCAUCUGCAUGUAAACAAGAGAACUUCAGCUUAUUCCCCCACUACGUACUGCAAACAAAUUACCCAUCAGCAGCUUUCAAGAUGACAAGAAUUUUGACAGCUUGCAAAGUGGUGAAGACUUUGAAAGGCAAAUUGAAGUUUUGCAAUAUGUCUGCUGAUCACUGGAGUUUCUCAAGGACAGGUCCCAGGCUGUUGAGCAUCAAGGCGCAGACAGCGAACUUGGUGCUGGAAGAUGGGACGAAGAUGAAGGGCUAUUCUUUUGGCUAUCCAUCCUCCACAGCAGGGGAAGUUGUAUUCAACACUGGGCUCUCUGGAUACACCGAAGCCUUGACAGAUCCCAGCUACAAAGGACAGAUUCUUGCCCUGGCUAACCCCAUAGUUGGGAAUGUUGGAGUGCCUGACACAGCCACUUUGGAUGAAAUGGGCCUCAAGAGGUUUCUGGAGUCUGAUGGGAUCAAGGUUUCAGGUUUGCUGGUGCUGGACUACAGCAAAGAGUACAGCCACUGGCAAGCUGCUAGGAGCCUGGGGGAAUGGUUGCAAGAGGAACAGGUGCCUGCACUGUAUGGGAUUGAUACUAGAAUGCUGUCCAAAUUAAUUCGUGACAAGGGCACAGUACUUGGGAAGAUUGAAUUUGAAGGUCAACCUGUGGAGUUUGCAGACCCAAAUAAACAAAACUUAAUUGCAGAAGUUUCUACAAAGGAAGUCAAAGUUUAUGGCAGAGGGAAUCCAAUUAAAGUUGUAGCUGUCGACUGUGGGUUGAAGCACAACAUUAUCCGUCUGCUAGUUAAGCGAGGUGCAGAAGUACAUUUAGUUCCAUGGGAUCAUGAUUUCACCAGCAUGGACUACGAUGGGCUCAUAAUUUCUGGGGGACCAGGGGAUCCCAUGAAGGCCCAGGAGGUGAUUCAGAAUGUCAGAAAGGUUCUGGAGAGUGAUCGCCCAGAGCCCCUGUUUGGAAUUAGCAUGGGGCAUCUAAUCACUGGAAUAGCAGCUGGAGCUACUUCCUACAAGAUGCAGAUGGCCAACAGAGGCCAGAACCAGCCCGUGCUGAAUGCAGUGAAUGGGCAGGCUGUCAUCACUGCUCAGAACCACGGCUAUGCCAUUGACAGCUCUACCCUCUCCUCUGGCUGGAAGCCUCUCUUUGUGAACGCCAAUGACCAAACCACUGAGGGAAUUAUGCAUGAGACCAGACCAAUUUUCACAGCACAGUUCUAUCCAGAUGCAAAUCCUGGGCCAAGGGACACAGAGUUCCUUUUUGAUUCUUUUAUUUCCCUGGUUAAGAGUGGGAAAGGCAGUACCAUUUCCUCAGUUCUGCCCAGGGCUGGAGUGACUGCUUCCAGAGUAGAGGUCUCCAAAGUUCUCAUUCUAGGAUCCGGGGGUCUGUCAAUUGGUCAGGCAGGGGAAUUUGAUUACUCUGGAUCCCAGGCUGUAAAAGCCAUGAAGGAAGAAAAUGUGAAAAUUGUCCUCAUGAAUCCCAAUAUUGCUUCAGUGCAGACCAAUGAGACUGGCUUAAAGCAGGCUGAUGCUGUCUACUUCCUCCCCAUCACUCCACAGUUUGUCAUAGAGGUCAUCAAGGCUGAGCGUCCCGAUGGAAUAAUUCUGGGCAUGGGUGGCCAGACUGCUCUCAACUGUGGAGUGAAACUCUUCAAGCAAGGAGUCCUGCAGCAGUAUGGUGUGAAGGUUCUAGGUACAUCAGUUGAAUCCAUCAUGGCUACAGAGGAUAGAAAGCUCUUUUCUGAUAAACUGACUGAGCUAAAUGAAAAGAUUGCUCCUAGCUUUGCAGUGGAAUCGGUUGAAGAGGCUCUGAAGGCAGCUGAAAACAUUUGCUUCCCAGUCAUGAUACGUUCUGCCUAUGCCCUUGGUGGUCUGGGGUCAGGCAUAUGUCCUGAUAAGGAAAGUUUGCUGGACCUUGGUACAAAGGCAUUUGCAAUGACUAACCAAAUUCUGGUGGAAAAGUCAGUCGUUGGCUGGAAGGAGAUAGAAUAUGAAAUUGUGAGAGAUGCUGCUGAUAACUGUAUUGCUGUCUGCAAUAUGGAAAACAUUGAUGCUAUGGGAGUCCACACAGGAGAUUCUGUUGUAGUGGCUCCAAGCCAGACACUCACUAAUGAGGAGUUUCAGAUGCUGAGGGAUCGUGCCAUCAAAGUUGUCCGACAUUUGGGCAUUGUGGGAGAGUGUAAUAUCCAGUUUGCUCUGCAUCCAACUUCCCUGGAGUACUACAUUAUUGAAGUUAAUGCCAGACUCUCAAGAAGUUCAGCUUUGGCCUCCAAGGCGACAGGGUAUCCAUUAGCCUUCAUUGCUGCCAAAAUUGCCCUGGGGAUUCCCUUGCCAGAAAUCAAGAACUUUGUGACAGGAAAAACCUCUGCCUGCUUUGAGCCCAGCCUUGAUUACAUUGUUACCAAAAUACCCCGCUGGGAUUUGGACCGUUUUCAGCAUACAUCCAACCGGAUUGGAAGCUCCAUGAAGAGUGUGGGGGAGGUCAUGGCUAUUGGACGCACUUUUGAAGAGAGCUUUCAAAAGGCCCUGAGGAUGUGCCACCCCUCAGUAGAUGGCUUCACUUCACGUCUGCCUAUGAAUAAAGCCUGGCCAGCCAUCGUAGAUCUCCAGAAGGAGCUUUCUGAGCCAACCAGCACUCGAAUAUAUGCAAUAGCCAAGGCCUUGGAUAACAAAGUCCCUGUGGAUGUCAUUCACAAACUCACAGCCAUUGACAAGUGGUUCCUGUAUAAGAUGCACAGCAUUCUGAACAUGGAGAAGAUCCUGAAGGAAGUGAACAGUGAAACAGUUCCAGAGGAGACACUGAGAAGAGCCAAACAGAUGGGGUUCUCCGACAAACAGAUUGGGAAAUGCCUGAGGUUGAGUGAAGCCCAGUGCCGUCAGCUGAGGCUGAGGAAGAACAUAGUGCCCUGGGUGAAACAGAUUGACACACUGGCAGCAGAAUACCCAGCAGUGACUAAUUACCUCUACAUCACGUACAACGGGCAGGAACAUGAUGUAAAAUUUGAUGACUGUGGAGUGAUGGUGUUGGGCUGUGGACCAUAUCACAUAGGCAGUAGCGUGGAGUUUGACUGGUGUGCUGUUUCCAGUAUCCGCACGCUGCGUCAGCUUGGCAACAGGACUGUCGUGGUGAAUUGCAACCCGGAGACAGUGAGCACAGAUUUUGAUGAGUGUGACAGACUGUACUUUGAGGAGCUGUCAUUGGAAAGGAUCUUGGACAUCUACCAAUAUGAGGGGUGCAGUGGCUGCAUUAUUUCAGUAGGAGGGCAGAUUCCCAAUAACUUGGCAGUGCCACUUCACCAGAGUGGAGUGAAGAUCCUUGGCACAAAUGCUCUGCAGAUUGACCAGGCAGAAGAUCGCUCCAUAUUCUCAGCUGUUCUGGAUGAGCUGCAUGUGGCCCAGGCUCCCUGGAAGGCUGUGAACACACUGAGAGACGCAGUUGAAUUUGCAAGCUCAGUGAGUUACCCAUGUUUACUGAGGCCCUCCUAUGUUCUGAGUGGGUCCUCAAUGAAUGUGGUAUUCACUGAAGAGGAAAUGAAGAAUUUGUUAGCAGAAGCCACCAGAGUCUCUCAGGAUCACCCUGUGGUGCUCACUAAAUUUAUUGAAAAUGCCCGUGAGGUGGAAAUGGAUGCUGUAGCUAAGGCAGGAAGAGUUAUUUCCCAUGCUAUUUCGGAGCAUGUGGAGGAUGCAGGUGUUCACUCUGGAGAUGCCACCCUCAUGUUACCCACACAGACCAUUAGCCAGGGAGCCUUGGAAAAGGUAAAAUCUGCUACAAAAAAAAUUGCAAAUGCCUUUGCCAUCUCUGGUCCGUUCAACAUCCAGUUCUUGGUGCGAGGUAACGAUGUGCUGGUGAUAGAGUGCAACUUGCGGGCUUCACGUUCCUUCCCCUUUGUAUCGAAGACUCUGGGCGUGGACUUCAUUGAUGUGGCCACUAAAGUGAUGAUAGGAAAAGAGGUUAAUGAGUCAUCCCUCCCCACGUUGGAACAUCCUAUUAUUCCAUCCAAAUAUGUUGGGAUUAAGGCUCCAGUGUUCUCCUGGUCCCGGCUGAGAGAUGCUGACCCUGUUCUCCGAUGUGAAAUGGCCUCUACUGGGGAGGUUGCAUGCUUUGGGGAGAAUGUGUAUUCUGCUUUCCAGAAGGCUAUGCUUGCCACAGGGUUUACAUUUCCUAAGGAAGGAAUUUUGAUUGGAAUCCAGAAGUCCUUCCGCCCCAGGUUCCUCAGCAUAGCAGAACUAUUGCAUGAGGAAGGGUUCAAGCUUUAUGCCACAGAAGGAACCUCAUCCUGGCUCAAUGCUAAUGGUAUCCCAGCAAAUCCUGUGGCAUGGCCAUCACAGGAAAGCCAGAGUUCAAGCCUCCCUCCCAUCAGGAGGCUGGUGAGGGAUGGGAAAAUAGAUCUGGUGAUUAACCUUCCCAACAGCAACACCAAGUUUGUCCAUGAUAAUUAUGUGAUUCGGAGGAUGGCUAUUGACAGCGGGAUUGCUCUUCUCACUAACUUCCAGGUGACAAAACUUUUUGCUGAAGCUGUCAAAUACUCUGGGAAAUUGGACUUCAGGAGUCUCUUCCACUACAGACAGUUUGAUAAUGGAAACACUUCAUAGAAGAACUCUCUCCAACCUGCAAGCUUUCUGCUUCUGGCACCACAAAAGAGAGGGGAUCUCAGAUCAUCCGACUAGUCAUCUUUUCAUGCAUUUUGUAGCAUCUGCACCAAUUGCUUUUCCAGCUCACACAAAUUAAUUUCUAGCCAAUACUUUUGCCUGCUCACUGGAAAGCCAUCCUCUCCCUAGUCUCUCCACUGUCUUCUCCAUAUUUCCACAUAGGAUCAAAUACUGGUUUCUUACUAGAUGGGUAGAUCCAGACACCACCAUAGCAGAGAAGAUGAAAAGAAACACAAGUGAUCCUACAUAGGAGUUGUUCCUUCUUUUCAUAAACAAGCCUUCUCCUUCUUAGAAAUGCCUUCCUUGGAUCCAUACUCCCAGCUAUUCGCAUGCUGGACUACUAGAGUCUGGCCCCAAACUCCCAUAGAAAGACAUGGAGCUUUCUCUUUCCAUUGCUGAUUAUUGGAGAUUUUAUGACUGUAAAAAUAAAAUGUUUUCCUGCUUGGUCCACCUGAUGACAUCAUGGAUGCCUGUCACAGUGUUGAGUAUGAUCAGAGCUCUUUAAAGACAGAUAAACACAAAUUCCCCACGAUUCCCUGUCUGCAACAGCAGACAGGCAUGAUGCAACUGCUUUUUGUUUGGUUUUUAACCCUGAAGAAUCAUCUUUUUCAGCAUGCAGAUUUGAUGGGAGAAGGCUGCAUGUAUGUGCCCUGGAAUUGCUUCCAAGUUCUCCUCAGUCCUUCAGGCUAUUAUCACUAUUAUUUUUUUAAUUCUAGUUCAAUGUUGUGAAUUCAGGUGGCUGUCCCUGUAUCAUAAAGGCUCUCUCUCAGCUUUGUGUCUGGCUUCAAAAGUGGAGAACUCCCCAGAGACUUUUGUGUGUUGCUGUCUAACAUUUUAUGCCAUGAUUGUGGGCAUUAAAAUCGAAUCCAUUUAAAAUGAAGUGUUGCAGUGCUUUACCUCUCCUGGUUAAGUGACCCCUUCACC